Messenger RNA from Bacidia gigantensis, 2340 nucleotides. RefSeq lists its product as uncharacterized. Gene Ontology annotation, biological process: protein autophosphorylation; signal transduction. The transcript is spliced from 4 exons. Gene Ontology annotation, molecular function: phosphorelay sensor kinase activity; histidine phosphotransfer kinase activity. NCBI's taxonomy places the organism in Eukaryota, Fungi, Ascomycota, Lecanoromycetes, Lecanorales, Ramalinaceae. The record is from RefSeq and is a predicted model, not a curated record. Gene Ontology annotation, cellular component: membrane. The coding region runs from base 1 to 2340 and encodes 779 amino acids.
AUGUUGCUGUCCCUCGCUGCGGUCGGUCAGAAGCAGCAGGCGGACUUUGGUUUGGGUUCGGGCGGGCGCGUUGCCAGAACGGAGCAGGCUGGUCAGAUGCGCUCGCUGGGUGUCGUUAAGAUGCAGGGGGGCAUUCCAAGUCCCGCUGAGCAAAAGCCCAUUCUCAAAGAGUUCGCCCGUGCGCCUGAGCGCGAGACAGAUGGCGCCGGCGACGAUGUGACGCGACCAACAAGGGGAACAAUCGAGGCUGAAAUCGCCAACGCGGUGGUGAAGUUCCAGCGGGAGCAGCAGGGGCGCGGCCCCGGCGACGUUCGCGUCCACCUUAUCGGCGAGUUGAUUCUGGCUCGCUGUUCGGGAAUUUUUACGCCGACUGAAGCCCGUCUCGCGGUUUCCGAAGAGGGGCGCAGGCUGAUUCGCAGCGCCCGUCAGGAGCUGCGCAGCAUUAAUCAUGCGGAGAUAGAAAACGCGGUCGCUUCCAUUUCGGGCGUCGCGGUGGUUCGCAGUUACAGCGAUGUCAAUGUGGAAGCGGCGGAGCAGAUUGAGGUUUUUGUGCUGGCCUCAGACUUGGAAAAACAGAUUGUGCGCGGCGUGAUUAACUUUUUUCGACUGGGCCGCUCGAUUGACCGCAUUUUGAGGGACAAUUACAAGAGCGUGAUCGCGGCGCAGAAUAUGAAGGACACGCUGGAGCGGCAGGACAGCGCCGCGACGUUUUUCCUCGCGGGCCAGACCGAAAAGGCGCGGGCGCAGUAUCAGGCAAACUGGCCGCUGUUUCAGAGAGCUUAUCAAAUCGAAUCGAACAAUAUCACGGAACCGGGCGAGCAGGACAUUGCGAACGACAUCGGCAGGCGUUUUACAAAUUAUCGGAAGAAAAUCGAGGCCUUGCUUUACGCCAAUCCGCCAAUGCCGAACGCGCAGGCGCGAACGUACUAUUUUUCUGUUCUGGAACCCGAUUUCAAGCGGAUCAAGCAGCGGGCGCAGGAUGUGCUGAAUCUGAAUCAGGAGGCGAUACUCCGCGCCAAUGAGCAGGCUAAAAACGAAGCGUGGCGGGCUUCCCGCGUUGGCGAAGCGGUCACAGCGGGCGCUUUCGGUCUGGCGAUUUUGUUCGCGGUCUGGGCCACGCGGGCCGCGCUGACUCCCCUGCGUUCGCUGGCGCGGCAGGCAGAGGAAAUCGGCUUCGGGCAUCUGAAUCAGCAGAUUCUGCUGAACCGCUCUGAUGAAAUCGGCGCUCUGGCGGCUUCCUUCAACGAUAUGACUGAAAAACUGCGGGAAGCCCGGCAACAGGAGGCGGAACGCUUGAAGCGAGCGGAGCGGAUGUCGGACGCGGCGCUGGAAAGCCUGUACGACCCCGUAGUGGUAACAGACGCGGAAGGAAAAAUCGUGCAUUUGAACCCGGCUGCGGAAGGUUUGUUCGGCCCGGCCCAAUCCUCGCGGGGCCACGCUGUCGCGCAAAUGAACGAGCCGCGCCUGACCGAAGCGGUGGAGCGGGCCAUUUCGCAGGAGCGCGUUUCCGCCGCCGAAGAUGAAGCCGGUCUGCUGACCCGCAGCCAUGCCGGAACGCAGCGCUCGUAUCGUCUGCGGGCCAGCCCAAUGCGCGAUGAAGAUGGCGCUUUGCUUGGCGCGGUCGCCGUGCUGGAAGACAUCACGCACCUGCGCGAAUUGGAUCGCUUAAAAACGGAAUUCAUCGGCGUCGCAUCGCACGAAUUGCGAACUCCUGUGACGUCGCUAUUGCUUUCUGUGCAGUUGAUGCAGGAGGGAGCGGUCGGCGAACUAAACGCGGAUCAAAAGGAACUCGUGGCGGCGCAGCGGGAGGAUUUGGAGCGCCUGGAACGCAUGAUGCGUGACCUGCUGGACAUUACACGGCUGGAAGCGGGCAUGACGCUUCCGCGCUUCGCCCCGGUUCCGGCGGCGCAGCUUGCGGAAGAAUCCUUCGAGGCCGCCCGUUCGCAGGCCGAGGCGAAAGACAUUCGAUUAACGCUUGAUGCGGGAGCCGACCUGCCCGCCGUCCGCGCCGACCGCAGCCAGAUUCAGCGUGUUCUGCUGAAUCUGCUUAACAACGCAAUACGCCACACUGAGUCGGGCGGACAGGUGAUUAUCGCAGGGAAAAAGAUAGGAAACGCGGUAGAAUUUUCGGUGCGGGAUACUGGAGCGGGCAUUCCGCCGGAAUACCUACCACGCAUUUUUGAGCGGUUUAUGCAGGUUCCCGGAGCCACGCGAGGCGGGGCGGGACUCGGGCUGUCCAUUGUGCAGAACAUAAUCAGGGCGCAUGACAGCGUGAUUACGGCGGAAAGCGAAUUGAAUCGGGGCAGUCGCUUCGCGUUCGCGCUUCCGGUUGCGGAAUAA